This is a messenger RNA of Arabidopsis arenosa, 3109 nucleotides long. The record is from the annotation of a GenBank genome assembly. Lineage: Eukaryota; Viridiplantae; Streptophyta; Magnoliopsida; Brassicales; Brassicaceae.
AUUCAGAUUAUUCAUCGAGUUUCUUUUGAAUGGAUCCUACUGAUGAUGAUUUCGGUGACUUGUACGUUGAUGAUGCCAAGGUUCAGGCGAGUGAUGCUUUCGCCGGCGAUGUUGGAUUCGUAAAAUCGUGCGAAGAAUCGGAGUUUGCUACGAAUUCCGGCGAGGAUAAGGGUUUUGAAGGAACGGUAAAGCCUGAUUCGGAAGGUGAAAUGAAGAAAUUUGAUGUUGUUGCUAAGGAUUCGAGUCCGUGUGACGACGAUUGUGCUGUGAAUCUGACUGAGGCCGAUGAAGAAUUGGAAUUUAGUGACAGUGAUAGUGAUGAUGAUUUGAAUAUAGUGCUCAAAGACGACGAUUCUAAAACCCUUCCUGCUGCUUGUGUGUUUAACACCAACUAUGGCGGAUACGAAGCAUCCAAAGCUUGCUCGUUUCAGAGACGGUGGACUAGAAACGCUUCAACUAAUAAUGCUUGGUCCAGGACACCUUUUGACGUAAAUUUCGAUGUGUUUGAGAAGAAGCCAUGGAGGAAUCCUGGUACGGAUACUAGUGACUUCUUUAAUUUUGGGUUGAACGAGCAAAGCUGGAAAGAUUACUGUAAACCGUUGGGAAGAGCAAUUGAGGUUGGAGGUGGAACUCUUGAGCGAAUACCUUCUGCAGAUUUGCGUCGUCCACGUGAUUCAGACCCUGGCGUGGUGAUACAGAUCCCAGUUACUAAUUAUGUUGAGGAGCUAUCAGUCAUGACACCAGAGAGAGCAAGGUGCAUAACAUCAAAUGAAGCAUCUGGAAGUGACGAUUCUCAUUCAAAUGACAGGAAGGAUUUGAAUUCAGUCGAUGAUUCUCCAAAAGAUGAAGCUUUUGUGGGCUGUCAAGAAAAAAACGCUGGAAGUUUCAGUGGCGAGAAAUCUCCUCCAACAGAGAAUUGCUGCAGUAGGGAAGUGACACCUAGUGAUAAGGAAAUGCUUGAGGAAGAGAAAGAAGAGAGUUUUUGCAAUUCUGAUGAGUCGGAUCCAUCCUCAGUGGAGAGGGAAUCAUCUCUUGGAGAUCGCAUUCGUUUGAGCCCUACCUCUUCUUGCUCUGCUGGUAAAAUUGAGGAAUCUGAUGAUUAUGAAACACAGUCAUUGAAAGACAGUGCUACUGAUGACCAACGUGAAGUCAGUACCCCACCACAACAAGCUAGACUUGCAGAACAUGAAGCAAUUAGUAUCAAAAGAGGGGGAAAUAGUGGUACAAUGCAUUCUAGACCCAGAAGAUCUCACGAAGAUUCAAGCAAAAGGCACUGUGGGAGAGCUGGCUAUGCUGGCUAUGUUAAGGAUGCAUCGCCUACACCAGAUCCUGGUUAUGGCAAGAAAGUUCAUUCUCGACAUGGAAGUUUGUAUCGUGAUUCAAACAAAAACUGGCAGAAUGGACCACGUGUUACAUUAGAAAGGGAUGAAACUGAAGGUAAAGGCGUUCAUUACUAUAGAGAAAAUUGUCAUGGUAGAAUGUAUUCAUCUGUGGAUCAUGCCAAGCAUAGAGAGCACAGGUUUGGUUGGCGCAACAACAAAGAAUCAUCACUGGGUCGAGGUUUUGAUCAUUCUAAUAGUUACAAGUUUGGGGCGCAUCCUAAAGAGUAUACCUCACGUUCAUCCUUCGAUCUUAAUCAGAGAAAUUCUAGAUCAAGUUUUAAAGAAGAGGAUGAUCGAUAUGGUUGGCAUCAUUGUGAAAGAAAAUAUGGUCAUGAAAGAAGUCCUAUCCGAGCCUACGAAAACUACAAAGAAAGAAAUGGGUGCAAUUGGCUAAGAGAACCUUAUUAUGAGGACUGUAUACCGAUUACUGACAUGGAUUAUAGGUACCGGUCAGAGUACUCUUCUGCACAUGCAAUACACAACCUCAAUCAGAGUCCAGAGAAUGAUUUUUAUUGCAGACGAAGGGGUGGAUACGAUUAUAAUUUGCAUCGUCAUAGAUAUGAAGAUGGAGUUCACAGGGCAGAAAGUAGAAUUCCAUUUGAGCUGGCUUACAGGGAGGUGCGUUCUUUUGCUGAAGUGGAAAUGAGAGAAUAUCAAGGGUAUAAAAGGCAUGAGGAAUUCUCUGAAAUAGAGAAAAGACACCAUUACACUCAUGAUUGGAAUCUUGAUAGAUUUGUCUCGGAGAAAGAUGAUUGUAAGUAUAGAACCCAAGAUGGUUGGUCCUCACCGUCUUUAUCUUUGAGAGAUUCUUGGUAUACCAAAGAAGCAAAAGGUGAUUUCUGGAGAGAUGAUGCUAGAGACUUUAGAACAGCUGAAGCAUAUGACAACCAGAAUAACCAGUUUCAUAAGGCUGCACCGAGAGAUGGUCGGACGCAGAAUCUUGGUCGUAGCGAUAAUGUGAGCAUAAAAGAUAGACUAAAGUAUGAUGAUGAUUGGGUUCGUCCUGAUAGAGGAAGAUAUAAUACGGCAGAUGACAUUCAAUGUUCAAUGAGAGAAGUUACUUAUUCUGAGCAUCCAUCGUAUACUGAUGAGAUAUUAGUCCGCGACCUAAGAAUACCAACACAUAAUCGAAUGGCUAUCAAACAAAGGUCUGGAUAUUUUAAGAGCGAUAUUCGUGAAAAUGAUGAGAGACAUCACGAAUCCAAGAAGCUGAGAGGAGAUGGGCAUUCUUUCAUCAAGCGUCAGGAUCCAGUUGACUUAGCUGGUAGGCAAGGAAAGCGCUCAAACCAAUCAAACAAAAGAUUUUCCAAUGGCGAGCAACAAGAUGUUCAAAAACCAAGAAAGUUAGUAGGCAAAAGCGAAGAGAAAGCUAUGCAGACUCGAGAUAUAAAUGACAAAGAAGAAGGCGAGAUCAUAGAAGAAGCGACGAACGUGAAAAGUGUAGAAAUAGACAAUGAGCGUAUACAAGAGAGCCUGAAGAAGAUGGAGAAACGGAGGGAGAGGUUCAAGGGAACCAAAAUGGCGAGGACGGUAGAAGCCACAUUCAAAUCUGAAACCGAAAGGAGAGCUAAAACCGAGGUUACUAAUCAACAGAGACCGGUUAGAAAGAGGAGAUGGUGUGCAAGUUAGAAGAUCAUAUUGGCUGGGCUGUUUCAGGUGAAGUCAUAAUAACGGUUUAUUGAUGGUAGGCUAUGUCUAAACCGAUCAAUUAAAGUCGCUGUGUUUUA